Messenger RNA from Diatraea saccharalis (sugarcane borer), 2241 nucleotides. The record is from the annotation of a GenBank genome assembly. NCBI's taxonomy places the organism in Eukaryota, Metazoa, Arthropoda, Insecta, Lepidoptera, Crambidae.
AUGGACGCCAAAGACGUCUGUGUUGAAAUUGAAAAUGACGCGUUCUAUAGUAAGUUUCUAGAUGAAAAUAUAAAACCAUUAACCGGUGAAACUAUAUCAGUCACUGACCAAGUUACAAAACUCGCUUUAGGUAUUGAAAAACUGGGUAAAACCCUAGAAAAGCAAGUGUUGGCUAAACAUAAUGAUCUUCUCACUCAAGCUAGCCACAUAACUGAUUUAGAAACAACAUUAGCAUCUGUACAAAAUCAAGUGCAGAAUCUACUAAAAGGUGCCGAAAAACUUCAAGAUCGCAUACAUAUUCCCUAUUUUGCUCUCGAAAAUCAAACUAUAAUGCUUGAGAGAGUUCAAACUACCUGCAAUCUACUUAGACACAGCACUAAAAUAAUAGCUUUAUGGAAUAAACUUAUAAAUGUUGGAGACCAUCCUGCUAAAGAAGCCAUUAUCCUUUUUGAACUUGACGAGUUAAUAGGUGAUUAUGACUUUGCAGGCAUUGUUUUGUUAGAAGAGGUUUUGAAAGAAGUGGAAUCUAGACGAAAAGAAUUGCUCACAAAUUCUAUAGCCGCAUUACAGUCUAGUCUUUUAAAUGGUGACAAGACUAAAUUACUUCAGUGCUUUAAAGUUUUUCAUAACUUACAAUGUACUGAAGAACAAAUCAGAAAUACUGUCCAGAAUAUUCUUAAUGAAUUGCAGAGAGACAUUGCCACGAGCUUAAAUGUACAAAUGGUUUCAAUAGAAGUAAAAAAAUCAAGCUCUGGACGUGUAGCACCAGGAAAAGCGAAUAUCAUGAAUGCACAAGAUUUCAAAAUGAAACUAUGGGACAACAUAGAGAAAUUAUUCAAAAUAGAAAUCUAUAAUGGAUGUGCAAAAGUGAUAAUGUUACAGAACGCCAUAAAUGAGUUGCAUGCUAUAGGGAACUUCAGAAACAUAACAAAAAAUUUUUGGAGUAACUUACUACAAAUUUUUAGUACUGAACUUGAAAAGAGUCCACAAAAUGUAAAUCAAUCUAUGGAGAUUGAUUAUCCCAAAUUACUCAAAUGUUUCAAUGAUUUGCUUUCAAAACUUAAAUAUAAAGAUUUGGAAAUGAACAGAUCGAGUAUGAUGAAAUGGGAAAAUUCAUUCUUAUCAAAAUCGUUAGGGAAACUGCUGGAGCCUGUUAGAACUAUGUGGCAUCUGAGCCAAGUACCCAGCAUGGACCAAAUUGACAAUGCAAUAAGAGUGAUAGCUGAAGCACUCAGCAUAUCACUUGGUGAUAAACAGCUAAGUAUUAGCUUAGCAAACAGCGUAGCAAAAUCCAUCAAACAGAUGAAUAUGGAAGCCGAGCAAAGGUUGUCUAUGGAUAGUGACGUUGCUCAAAUAAUAGAAUCACCAACAAGCUCUCAACAGAAGAAUGCAGAUCUCUGCAAUUCUUUGUAUUAUUUUUCAUCACAAAUCAAAAGAGUUCUUGUCAACAUGAAUACCAUGCUUCCUGCAGAAAGCAUUCAAAUAGUACAGAAUAGCCUCAAAGACAUAACAAGCAUGCCUGUUCUGCAAUUAUUUGCUGAAUCAAUAAAAAACUCUCUGUACAUCAUUCUUAUGACAAUGCACGAUGAACCAGAUUUAGUAAGAGCAGACGAUCCUAUGGGUAAAACCUUAUCCUGUUCACCUUAUAUGAAAGAACUUCAACAAUUUGUGUCGAGAUGUAAAGACAUUUACCUAUCAAUGUUUCAAGAGAAAUCAGCUCUUAAUGAAUGUUGCCUGAACAUUGCCAUAGCAUGCAUAGAGAGGUUUAUACAACAUGUUUGUAACACAAGGCCUCUGAGCAAAUUUGGUAGAAUAAAACUUCAAAUUGAUUGCAAACAUUUAGAAGUAGCAUUAUCUCCUUUGGUGAAUGAUGUGUCUGAACUUGGAGAUCAUUAUAGGCAACUGAAAGCUUUACAUUUGAUAUUAGAGAAGACACCCCAAGAAAUUGCCAAGAGCCAGUCUGAAGGAGCAUGUUUACCAUACUCUUUAGUGAUGAUGUUUUUGUUUUCCCAUGCUGGACCUCAACUGUUAGCCCCUCACACUUGUGCCGGUUGGAACAUACAGAAGCUCAUGCAGUGGCUUGACACACAUAAGAAUGAAAAAGAAAGGCUUGAAUUUGUUGCAGGUGCAUUACAACGGUAUCAGAAUCAUGUGAGGCAAAACCAAAUUGCUACAUAUGAUGAAGUUUAUCCUGUUCUGAUACAGCUACUUGAAGAAGGUAGAAAACAUUUAAAGAAAUAA